AUGGCCACCCGUGGCAUGAUACCAGUAUGUGCUGGAUCAUUAGGAGAAGCUGUUCACUUAGAUUUCGACGAGCGUGUAUCCCUGAUCCGCUUCAUCAGGGCGCAUUUGGAUGCGGCAGGGCUGCAAUCUACACCGAUAGUCGCCGGCGUAGGAGGGCUCAAUACGAGGGAAACUAUUAGCCUAUCCAAAGCUGCAGCGGAUGCCGGAGCAGAUGCGGGGAUGGUGAUUCUACCUGCUUAUUACGCUGCAAGUUUGAACACCGACAUGGAGCAAGUCAUUCAGUAUUACGUUGAUAUUUGUGAAGCAUCACCAAUCCCACUGUUACUAUACAACUUCCCCUCGAACGCCGGCGGUCAAGAUAUGUCAUCAGAAGUCAUCAGUGCAAUUAUGAAGAAAACAGCUAGUUUGUGUGGAGUGAAGUUGACAUGUGGUGGAAGCAUGGGAAAGCUCAUCCAGCUAGACGCUCUGAUCUCGGAAGAUCCCACAAUAAAUACGACCCGGAAAUUCCCAUUCUUGUUGCUUGACGGCCUUAUUGCGGAUCUCACGCCUUGGGUGAAAUGUGGUGGCCAUGGCACUGUUAGCGGUAUCCCUAACUUUGUGCCAGUGGCUUCUAUGAGACUCUGGUAUCUUCUGAAUUUGCCGAUGGCAACAGAUACUGACCGCAAGGAAGCAAAAAGAAUCCAAGGGGUUCUUGCUCGGGCUGAUGCUGCUGCGGUUCCAGGUGGUAUUCGGGCAAUGAAGUAUGCGUUGAACAAGUUGCAUGGGUAUGGAAUUGCUCCGCGAAAGCCAUUGCUGCCGCUGAAGGAAGGCGAAGGAGAAGUUUUUAUGGAUGCUUUAGAUGAGGCAAUCCGACUUGAGUGUCAAUUAACAGAGAUAGAUUCAACUCCAUAG
Penicillium arizonense is the source of this 891-nucleotide messenger RNA. Its product is annotated as dihydrodipicolinate synthase family protein. The coding region runs from base 1 to 891 and encodes 296 amino acids. The transcript has 7 exons. Gene Ontology annotation, molecular function: 4-hydroxy-tetrahydrodipicolinate synthase activity. The record is from RefSeq and is a predicted model, not a curated record. Lineage: Eukaryota; Fungi; Ascomycota; Eurotiomycetes; Eurotiales; Aspergillaceae.